Messenger RNA from Grus americana (Whooping crane), 2618 nucleotides. RefSeq names its product meiosis 1 associated protein (gene M1AP). Gene Ontology annotation, biological process: spermatogenesis; male meiosis chromosome separation; meiosis I. The coding region runs from base 25 to 1605 and encodes 526 amino acids. The record is from RefSeq and is a predicted model, not a curated record. NCBI's taxonomy places the organism in Eukaryota, Metazoa, Chordata, Aves, Gruiformes, Gruidae. The transcript has 9 exons.
AUCAAAUACCCAUGUUCAGAAGCCAUGAAUUCUAGAAAAUUACUUUCAGAAACACGGAGAACAUUUCCUGCUACUAAAGUACACUACCAGCAGCCAUCACGGAUUCUCAUUGUGGAUGUCACAUCACCUUCCUGGACCAACACUUGUUCUAUACUCUCUGAAGCUCUGGAAAACACACUCUGUUUGGCAUGCAGUUUGACAGGCCCCUGCCGUGUUCCCCUGCUGAGCAUCUACAUGGUGCAGAACCAGCAAGAGUGUCUGCUUCCCUUUACGCAAGUGAGAGAAAACUUUGCACGAGUUCAAGCCUGCAUUUUGGAGCUCCGUUCGCUACCAAGAGAAGGCUGUUUCCCACAGUGGGGAAAUGGAGUGGUACAAGCUGUGCAGGAUGGAUUGCUCCAGUUCAAACAAUACAGCAGACACACAGCAGCAGGAGGCUCAACAAAUAGUUCUGCUGAGAUCACAAUUUUGACUAGCCAGUCCAGCAAAGAAAUGGUAAAGCAGCUGGAAAAGAAAUUAAAAGAUGUAGACCUUGUGAGUCUGCGAAGAAUACAAGUCAUUGAGGUUUUGAAGAGGGACUUUCUGGAGCCUGAGGAUGUGGAACAGUGCAUGCCAGCAGAAGAGCACAGCAGCAAUGAUAUUGCAAUCCUGGGAAUGGACAUCGAUGUGCAAACCAUAGAGGACAAUGUCAUCAGCUUGGAGAUGCUGUUUAAAACAUGGCUACAUGACUAUGGCACAGAGAGAGAACACCUCCAUCUCCUCCUUCCGUCAGGAGGCUUCAGCCAUGCCACUGCACCUAAGACCACCCUAAUGUGCCUGAAGUGCGAUCUGCAGGAGAGAUUGCUCGACCCAGCUCUACUUUCUGGGACAGCUGAUGGCACCGUGAGAGCAGCAGAUUUUAAUUCACCCUGCCAGAUGGCAGCCUGGCCAGCUACAGUGCUGCAUAAACUCCAGGUUGUAAAGGCUCUGAAAUCUGAGGGGGUCUGUGAGUCUGUACUGUAUGGACUGCCCUUCGUUAUCAGGCCCACAAGCUGCUGGCAGCUAGACUGGGAUGAACUGGAGAUAAACCAGCACAGCUUCCAUGCUCUAUGUCAUAGUCUUCUGAAAAGGAAAUGGAUGCUUUUGGCCAGACGUGAGCCACAGAACACAACUCCAAACUGGAACAUCACGGUGCAUUCGUACUACAUCAUUGUCCCUUCUGACUCUGCCACUCUACUUGUCAAAGCAGUCGCCAGCAGAGAGCUCUUGCUGCCAUCAACCUUCCCAGCCCUCCUUGCUGAACAUCCUGAGAGAGUGCAUGGCCCUGUAGAGAGUGCCCUGAACAGCCUGGAAGUGGAAGUUGCUUAUAACCCCUUGCACCUAAAAAGCAACCUCUACAAAUACCUGAAGAGUCUGUUGUACAAACCUCUGCACAGGCAGCAGGCCCAGCCCAGAGACCAGCGACCAGAGCGGCAUCAACCCAAGCAGCAUCAGAGCAGAGCCAAAGCCACGGUGGCACCCCUUCUGAUGGCUCCUUCUCCUGUCCAAGUGUCCAGACCAGCAGCGAUGAGGAGAGAUUCCUGCGAGCGCUCUCUGCUCCCCAAAGAGUACGACGAGUUCCUGCAGUGAACCCCAGGGCACUGCUUGAGGCUGCUCACGUGCAGUCACAGCUUGGCUUCUUGCUUGGCUGCCAAGCUUUACACACCAGGCCGGAAGCGGUUGGGCAAGACACUAAGCUUGGCCUUGGUGAGACAGGCACUUCCCAUCGUUUGUUCCUCCUUGUUGUUUUAUGGUUUUGUUAGUCAACAAGUCAGUCCGCAGGAAGCCUGCUCCUCUGGGGCCCUCUGUCUAGAGAUUCACCUGUCCCCUGCAACACCCCGUAUUCCCCAUUCUUGUCAGCACACAUCACCAGCACACCUCAAAUUUUGGUUUCUGAGACUAGGCUAGUACAGGCCACAAACCACAGAUUACCGUCAGCAGGUGCAGAAAAGCUGCAAGCAGGGCAGUGAGGAAGUCAGAUAAAGCAGGCAGUAACGUCAAGCUGCCCUCAUCCUGCAGGAGCAGGUUCAGCAGGGUGUUUGAACAGGCAUAAAACAGGGCUUUUGAAUUUAAUCUUAAUGCCCAGAAUGCUGCCCUCUUGAGAGCAGCACUACCCACGAUGCUGCCGAUGUGCUUGCCUCCAUAAUUGGUCCCACUGUCCAACUCCCUAGCUCACGAAGGGGUUUGUAGCAAGUGCCAAGCCAGCUGUAAUGCCCCAGCUAGCUCCUACACAGUGACAGCUCACCACAGCUGGAGCUGCAGCACAGCACCAUAAUCCCCGCCAACUGCUGCUUGGAUGCUCUCCUCCUUAUGGCCCAUCUGUGCCCAUGGGGCUGUUCUACAAGCCAACACAAGUACUUUUUUUGGCAGGAUUCAGAAGAUGGGGGGAGUUAGCCUGGAGCUUUCCAGAGAGCUUCUGCUCAGUGCUUGCACAGAUGCUAGCCUGUUUUUCAGUGCGGACAUAGGACAGGUGUCCCCGGGCAGGGCAGGAGCUGAGGGCGACUCAACCGAGCCAAGGUGGGGUGGUCUCACGGGGCUUCCUGGAUGCCAAGCACCAGGAGGGUGCUUACAAAGUUCUACUUACUUUGUUCUGACAAGCUGUU